Molecule: messenger RNA, 880 nt
Organism: Abrus precatorius (Indian licorice)
Lineage: Eukaryota; Viridiplantae; Streptophyta; Magnoliopsida; Fabales; Fabaceae
Product: beta-carotene isomerase D27, chloroplastic-like
Exons: 8
Coding region: 52-807 (251 amino acids)
Molecular function (GO): iron ion binding
Source: RefSeq, a predicted model, not a curated record
GCAACCACCAUUCCCUAUUUGUCUCUCACUUGAAACUCCCAAUAUUCACAAAUGGAAGCAAAUUGUUUUAGGUUGAACAUUAGUUCUUCAACACUAUGUUCAUAUCACUGCAGGAAGAUUAUCACAAUUCACAACCCUUCUGUGGUUGCAAUGCUUAGAAGGCCUUCAGAUGACAUUAGAGGAGAAACAGGAAAAACCAAUGCCUACAAAGAUAACUUAUUUGAUCGCUUAGCAAUAAAUCAUCUAUCAAAAAGCGUUCAAGCAGCUACAGGACUUGGUAAUAAUAAGAGUGGGUAUGAGAGCUUGGUUGAGGCAGCUACUGCCGCUAAAUUGAAAUUUGAUCCUAUUCACCAGCAAGAGGUUGUGAUUCAAGCUCUUGAUAGAGCCUUCCCGAAGCCAAUACUCUCAUUGAUAAAAACACUGCUACCACCAUCUAAACUCGCACGGGAAUAUUUUGCCGCUUUCACGCCUUUAUUCUUUGCAUGGUUAGUCGGGCCCUCCGAGGUGAGAGAAUCGGAGGUCAACGGGCGAAGGGAAAAAAAUGUAGUCUUCAUCAGAAAAUGCAGGUUUUUAGAGGAGACAAAUUGUGUAGGGAUGUGUAUUAAUCUUUGCAAAAUGCCAUCUCAAUCGUUUAUAAAGGGCUCUCUGGGGAUGCCAGUCAAUAUGGUCCCGAAUUUUGACGAUAUGAGUUGUGAAAUGAUAUUUGGACAAGAUCCUCCAGCAUCAACUGAUGAUCCAGCACUUAAGCAACCAUGCUAUAAACUAUGCAAGACAUAUAAGAAACAUGGACCGAACUGCCUCAAUUAAUGUACAGGGCUUUGAGAUGAGCAAGGAUAGAACAAGAAUGUCUCCCACGUUUUGUAUGGUGCCAAAGCUCACA